AUGGGAACCUACCUCCGUCUCACGCGACUCCGAGGGCUUCCUGCUGGAACCUUUAAGAAAGAAUCAUUAGUUGUGUCCACAGUGACAGAGCGGCGUGGUCAGGAAGGCCACGUACUCAGUUCGUAUCUUGUUUUUGACCUUCAGUCCCUUCUUGAGGCAAACAGUCGGGGCCUUCUGGAGCCUUUGACAGGUGCCCUCCGCCGCAACCGAAUUCUUAUACCGGAAUUGCUGUUGCAUCGACUGGACGAAAUGAACAAGAAGGCAUUCCAGGCUCUUAGUCUUGGAAAUUCAGACGAAGCUACCGCAACGGCAAAACGCUUUCGUGACCUCCUUCAGUUUCUGUUGCAAAACAAGGAAGCAGAUUGGCUCUUGUUUCAACAAAAAGGAGUAAACGAGGAUCAACGCUUUUUUCGAGAGAACACCUUGGCCAAUGACUUGACCGACGCCCGGCGCUAUGUAAGCUACGCGUUGUUUGUCAAGGGGAACGCCAGCGAAAAAGUCAUGCUCGUUACCUCCGACCCAGGUCUAAAAAAGUGUGCAGCAGGCGAAGACCUACUGACGGUGUCGAUUGGAGAACUUUUUAGAGUAACACAUAAGGAGCUGUAUGAGACUGUUCGCACCGUUCACCCACAUCAUCCCCUCUCUUUGGACGCAUAG
Messenger RNA from Trypanosoma rangeli, 657 nucleotides. RefSeq lists its product as uncharacterized. NCBI's taxonomy places the organism in Eukaryota, Euglenozoa, Kinetoplastea, Trypanosomatida, Trypanosomatidae. The coding region runs from base 1 to 657 and encodes 218 amino acids. The record is from RefSeq and is a predicted model, not a curated record. The transcript has a single exon.